AUGUCCGAUAUAGAUCUAUUAAACACAACAUCACAAUCACUAUUCAAAACAUUCCCUAUAACACAAAUUCAACAAAUAUCAACAAAUUUAAAUCAAUUAUCAAAUUUAAAACAUGAAGAAAUUAGAAAUUUAGUUGGAUCAAAAUAUAGAGAUUUAUUAAUAAGUGCAGAUGAAAUAACUAUAAUGGAGAAAUUAAGUCAUGAACAAGAUUCUAAAUUGUAUGAUUUAAUAUUUGGGAAAUUUAAAAUUGGUAUUGAUGAUAAAAUUUCAAAAUUUAUGAAUAAUAAAAAUGAUGAUUUUGAAAUUGAUCAACAAAAUAUUAAUCAAAUUAAAUCAAUUCAAUCCAAGACAGACUUUACUAUUAAAUUGAGUAAAUUUUUGAAAAUCAAUUCAGAUGAUGAAAUUGAAGAAAUUUUCAUGAAAAUUAAUGAAAUUGGUAAUGAAUGGGGUGAUAAAUCAAAUUUAGUAUUGGAAAAAUUUAAAGAAAUUGAAAUUAUUUUCGAAACCAAAAUUAAUGAAAUAAAUGAUAUUAAUGAGCUAUUGAAACUAGAGCUAUUUUGGAAUAAAAGAAAUGAAUUUAAUAUUUCAAGUUUAGAACAAUUAUUAUAUAAUCAUUUAAAAUCAAAUUUAAUAAAAUUUGAUAAUUUAAAAGAAAUAUUAGAAAAAUUCCCCAAGUUUAUUGAUAAUUUAAAUAAUGAUUAUCAAAGAAAAUUACAAAUUUUGAUCAAAAAUGUUCAAAAUUUAAUUAAUGAAUUGAAACCAAAUCCUAAAAAUGAAUUAAAAUUAUAUGAUUUAAAAUUUGAUGAUGAUGAUUAUUUAUUAAAGAUUGAAUUCCUAAGUAAAGGAUUAAUUUUUAAAGAAUAUCAAGAUAUAAAUAAUGGAUUACAGAGUAUAAAAGACUUAUUAAAUUUCAUAAAAAUCAUAAAUAAUGAUUCAUUUUUGAAAAUUUCAAAUGAUUAUAAUGAUUUAUUAAAAUCAUUUCAAAAACAUGCUCAGGAAACAAAUAAUUCAUUACUACUAAAACAUUUAAAAUAA
This is a messenger RNA of Hansenula ciferrii, 1035 nucleotides long. RefSeq lists its product as uncharacterized. Lineage: Eukaryota; Fungi; Ascomycota; Saccharomycetes; Phaffomycetales; Wickerhamomycetaceae. The record is from RefSeq and is a predicted model, not a curated record. The coding region runs from base 1 to 1035 and encodes 344 amino acids. The transcript has a single exon.